AACCGUUUGAGCGGGUGGAUGGGAAACAUUGAUGUGAUGCGUACCUGACAUCGGCAGUGGCUCUAUUUUAUUUUUUCAGUCUUUUUAGUCAUCGUAGAUCCAUAGGGAUUGGAAUAUAGCAUCUUUUUGUCACUUUUUACCGAGGGGAGCAAGUUGAAGUUCUUCCCUGGUUCUGGUGUCCGACCAUGACUUCCGUAAUGGAGUCCACACAAGACCUCAUGGACGUUUUCGCAGCCAAGCUGAAAGAUUUCAGCAAUGAAAUCGACGAUGUCCACAUUGUCUGGCUGGAAGAAAUUGGACAGGCGGCGUUGAAAAUGUUCUCCAGUGACUUCAGCACAGAACCGGAACUUAUGCCCAAAACUCCGUCCCAGAAGAAAAGCAGCCGCAGGAGACGAGUGUCUGUGGGACAAACGGAAUCCAAAGCCAAAAAAGGCCUCUCCAAGAGCAGGCGCAGCAACCUGCGGCGUUCCUCCGCUCACCAGGCCGGCCUCCUCCCCAUACACGAGGACCUCGCCGCCCCCGAGGAAGACGCCACAGAGGAGGAGCCUCAGCGCAAAACCCGCCGGAACAACAACGCCACUAAAGCAGCACGUGGCAAACAAAAUGCUGCCGCCGCCGCACCAUCGGAGGAUGAGGCACCUCAGGAGGAAGAGGGGAUGACCACAGAGCCGUCCAGCUCUGACGAACCCCCUCAAGUGUCCCAGGCUGAGGAGGCGGACGCAGCCCAUGCUGAUGUUGAUGCUGCAGCAGUGGUGCCAGACACUCCCACCGGUCCCCCGGUACGCAACUCCGUGCGGCGGUCCACAGCCUCCCGGCGCUCCCUGGCGGGGCUCAGGAGGAGCCUGACUCAGGAGGCGGUGAGGAGGGCCUCCCGACGCUCCUUCCUCAAGAAGAAGGCCCGGCUGAGUCGCUCUGCUUCCAGCUCAGUCACUGGUGAUGAUAUCGUUGUGGACACGGAUGGAGAGGAAGUAGAGGCGAUUCAAGGAGAUGAGGUCUUUGAAGAAGUUGAGCCAGCCAUAUCUCUGUCACCUGUACCAGAUGAGACUGUGGAGCCUGACAUGGCCAAGGAUGCGGAGCAGCCAGAUCCUGAACCACCCCGCUACACCCGCUCCAUGGCCAGAAACACUCCCACAGACGCCUCAACCGUCAGCCUCAUUGUCAAGGCACAGACACCCUCCAAUGCCCCAGACAACAGUACAAAAGCUGCAGGAACCCAAUCGGCAUCCCGCUUUGGGUUCAAGCGUAAGGUGGAUCCUGCUGAAGAUGCUCCCAAAAAGAAAGCUUCUCCUCGGGCCAAACAGUCGGCUGUGAAGCCCAACAUGAAGUCCUUCAUCCACACGGUGCAGAAGAACCAGCUGCUGAUGAUGACUCCGGGCUCGGCUGGCCGCAGCUCCGUCAUGUCCUUCAUCAAGCACAGCACUCCGGGCAGAGUCGACCCCAAGCAGUGGUACCCCCGUAACAAGAUGGCAGAGUUCAGGAUUGACUGUUCUAAUAUACAGUGGUAG
Engraulis encrasicolus (European anchovy) is the source of this 1505-nucleotide messenger RNA. Its product is annotated as inner centromere protein A-like. Gene Ontology annotation, cellular component: meiotic spindle midzone; midbody; nucleus. NCBI's taxonomy places the organism in Eukaryota, Metazoa, Chordata, Actinopteri, Clupeiformes, Engraulidae. The transcript is spliced from 11 exons. The record is from RefSeq and is a predicted model, not a curated record. Gene Ontology annotation, biological process: mitotic cytokinesis; metaphase chromosome alignment; meiotic spindle midzone assembly. The coding region runs from base 186 to 1505 and encodes 439 amino acids.